This is a messenger RNA of Mandrillus leucophaeus (drill), 1857 nucleotides long. Its product is annotated as cancer/testis antigen 55. Bases 659 to 1453 code for a protein of 264 amino acids. The record is from RefSeq and is a predicted model, not a curated record. The transcript has 6 exons. Lineage: Eukaryota; Metazoa; Chordata; Mammalia; Primates; Cercopithecidae.
GGGAAUCCUAGUACAAAAGACACGUACUUGCCAUCACUAAAACAUUGCCUACUCACAUGAUGCCUUUUCUCCACAAAAUUGAUCCCUGGUGAGGACUAACUAUUGACUGCCCACUGAGUGGUGACUCCUUAUACUAAGCACCACGAAUACAGGGGCAAGAGAAGGAUGUUUGGCUGCACAGACGGUGUUUUAGGCACCCAUCCUCCCAGGGAACCCAAGAGAAGAGCCCUGUAUCUCCUUAGUAUAUGGAGAACCCAAGCUCCCAAGCCAUUUCCCCCAGGCCAUCCUAAUGGCACCCUCAGCCUUGGUGGGAGAAGCGACAAUGUUCCCACCCAUCACCUUUUAAUAGCCACAGGAACCUGCCCGCCCACCCACUGCACGCCCAUUGGCUGGACAGUGGUAGAGGCGAGCCCUGAUGAGCGCAUGCUCAAAGGGAGAAGUCAGAGGGGAGCCUGGGAGCUCCUUUGGAGGCUGCGAUGUCCCUGACUCUCCCGAGGGGGCUCACUUACGUCUGGGUCCCAUGCCACAGAGGCUGAGGAGGAGAAGCAGGAGGUGAGUCCCUGAGGAGACGCCGUGACCUGAGGGCUUCCCUUACUGAGGAGACCUCGUGCUUCCUCUGUCACAAGCGGUGCCCAGGCUGGUGGUGACAACUGGGACGAUGCUCAGGCUUCUGAGACUUGCUUUGGCCUUCUACGGGAGAACGGCCGACCCUGCAGAGCAACAGGGCCCACAGCAGCAGGGGCUCCCACAAGGUGACACCCAGUUGAAAACUGUGCAGGGAGUUGUCACAAGUUUCUGUGGUGAUUAUGGCAUAAUUGAUGAGUCGAUCUUCUUCAGUAGUGAUGUUGUGAGUGGCAACGUGCCUCUAAAAGUUGGACAAAAAGUAAAUGUGGUUGUGGAAGAUGAUAAACCACUUUAUGGAUUCAGAGCAAUCAAGGUGGAUGUUGUGCCUCACCGCCUUUAUGGUGCUGUACCCUCAGACUCAGGAACCAGAGUUUUAAUUGGAUGUGUUACUUCUAUAAGUGAAGAUAUUAUUUAUAUUAGUAACAGCAUUUAUUUUUCCAUAGACAUUUUUUCUGAAGAUUUUGUGCCUUAUAAGGGUGACUUGUUAGAAGUUGAAUAUUCCACUGAGCCAGGCAUCUCAAACAUCAAGGCAACUUCUGUGAAGCCCACCCGUUGUAUUCAUGUGGAAGAGGUCUGCGUUACUAGCGUACAUGGAAGAAAUGGGGUGAUAGAUUAUACUAUCUUUUUCACCUUGGAUUCUGUGAAACUUCCUGAUGGAUACAUACCUCAAGUAUACGAUAUCGUCAAUGUGGUCAUGGUGGAGAGCAUUCAGUUCUGCUAUAUUUGGAGAGCGGUUUCUGUCACCCCAGCUCAAAAAUCCAGCAGUGGAUUCCAGGAUGAUGGAGGCCUGGGACGGCCCAAAAAGGAACGUCGGAGCCAAAGCAUUUAACUGAAAAGGCAUCAGGGACAGCAUGUUAAAGGCAUGAUUUAAAGUUACAAUUUGACUUCAGUUUUGAGCCCCCUUUAUGCUGUCUGUACAAUCUGUAUUGUUCCAUAGUCUCUUUCAUCUUCUUUCACCCACAUAACUCGCGCUGUUUAUUGUUUCAAUAUGUUCCUUAUUCCCCAUGCUAGAAUGUAAACUCCACAAUGGCAGGAUGUGUUUUGAUCUUUUUGUUGUUGUUGUUGUUCUUUUUUUUUUCUGUUGUCAUUAAAGCAUCUCCAAGCACUUAGAAGAGUGCCUAACAUAAAAUGUUAUUAAGCUCUAUGACUGAAUGAUUGGGCCAUCUAUGAUGUUUAGCUGCGGUUCAUUCAUCACUAGUUCCUUAGGAAUAAAAUUGUUGAGCAACGCAUUAA